AUGAUGAGAAUUUUAACAUUUUACAGAGACCCAGAAAAGGCUAACUUGCUUAAGGAAAAACAAGAAUACAGAAAGAGGAAACAGUACUUCGGGUCCAGAUCGAAAUCGGACCACGCCGCUAGAUCAUGCGAUUCUAGUAGUUUACGAAACAAAAAUCACAAAUACAAACAUAGUGAGGAGUACAGAGUAAAAGAUCCAGUACAGGACGAAGAGAGGCAGUAUACUCAAUGUAGAGCACAGAGUAUUAGUGAUAAAAAAGAUAGUUGGUGGUUUUGGGCUGACACGCAGAGCCAGAAGCCUAAAGUUGAUGAAGAUACCUGUUCUUGCGUGUCUUGUGCAUUGAAACAAAUGGUUACAUCAGAGUAUACCUGCAUCACAUGUUUGGCGUUAAUAUUCAUUCUAACAGUAGUAGUAGCGUUCUACCUUGUGUUCCGGACUGUACCUAUAGCUAAUAAUGAUGUGAGACCAGACAUUGAACGUAAAUUGGACAGCGAAGGUCUGAGGAAGAAGAUAGAGAUGCUAAAUAGCAAACGUGUGGGAGUGAAAGAGUACGCUGCAUAUAGAGGCAGCUAUGAUGAGAGGAAAGAUUGGGAUGAUACUAUUUCCGCACAAUUAGACGAGCUGCCUAGUCUUUCUGGAACAGAACAAUCUGGAAGGUUCCAACAGCAAAUACAGUGAACUAUCAAGUGUUCUAGACAAUGAGAAAGUCAACGAUGUACGAAACAGCGAGCGUUUGAGAGAUUUCUACAAUAAACUAAUACAAACAGAUGCGAAAAUAAAAAAACUGAGAAGAGAUUACACAUUGAACGGCGAUCCAGGCG
Messenger RNA from Achroia grisella, 821 nucleotides. RefSeq lists its product as uncharacterized. The transcript has 8 exons. Lineage: Eukaryota; Metazoa; Arthropoda; Insecta; Lepidoptera; Pyralidae. The coding region runs from base 1 to 678 and encodes 225 amino acids. The record is from RefSeq and is a predicted model, not a curated record.